AGCGCAACUCUCGCUUUUCUGCUUCGUUGCAACAGGAGGUGUCGUUCGCUUUCCUAGUUUUUAGGCUCUUUGUUUUCAUUACCUCUCACAGAGAAUAAGGCCUCAUCAAGCAAGUAGAUGAUUCAGCCAUGAGGGGAUUCAUAUUGUUUGCAUUUCUUGCCCACAUGUGCUUCGCACAAGGUUGGUUGAAUAACUUUGUAAACAACAACAACUUGCUGCCUAGAAUAUCACGAUGUAUUAUGCUGCCUAUCUUACGGUGCCAAGCGAAUGAUUUCUCCCUUUUCUAGAUGACUAUAAUCACAUUUUUUUCACGCAGGAAGCCAUUAAGGGUGCUUGCAAUAAAGGAAAGCUAAAUGCUAAUCCGUCAUGCUUCACUGCGAAUUCAGCGAACGAGCGAUCUGAUCGCGGGUUGUGACAUACAUGUAAAACGUACUUCGCUUGAAACAAAUGCAAACACUCGUUGGUCUGCUAAAUCUCAAAUAACUAGGAAUCUUUCGCAGUAUUUCGUAAAGUUAUAUUUAAAAACAGUUCGCCGUGACUUCUCACGAGGAUGUAUUUUUGUUUUGGAAACAGUAUGUCAAAUAAUUGAACGUGGCACGGACUGCUGGAUUUGUGGACUUAAGAUCGGAAAGUAAACGUUUCGAAGAUUGUCAAUCAUCUUGUGGAGAGAGCUUGAGCGGAAGAAAUUUACUUUACUGGGCCAUCUCUAUCUCUGGUUAUAUUACGUCCUUUCCUUCCCUAUAUUUUCCAUUUUCCCUUUUUUUACAUUUCUUCAUUCGUAUAACCACGAAAGGUAACCUUUCUCAACUAUGCCAUUUAUAUACCUUGGAGAACUCAUUAUUGAAGCUUUUCCCUUAUUGAACAGAUCCAGCCGUGUUUCAGUUUCGAUCUCCAGAAUUCGACGUCUCCGAGUCAGCAUUAAACGCAAUCGUCGUAAUUGAAAAUGUUGGCAAUACAGCGGAAUCUGGGACUCUCAGGUAGGCAUACGUACAAGCUCUACUCUAUUAUAUUACAAAUAUUCUCCUAAAAAGGUUUAUCUACAAGAAUCUGACUGAUUUUCUUCGCUUUAAACCUCCAUCAGUCCUUAUCUCCCCUUGUUUUUUCUCCCUUAUCCUGGUUUUCUUUGUUGGUUCCCACAAACUAGAUACCUAAAUACACGAAAGAAGCAAAAUUUGUAUCAGUGCAAGUCCUUGUGGUGAAAAAGGCUUUUUUUUUGUGGAUAAGAAGGUUUUGAUCCGGUCUUCAGGAAUACAUACAGUUAAGGUCUUUUUCGUUAACCAACAGAGUUCUCCUGUAAAUAAAUAAAAAAUCUCCAAUAAUCUUUCUUAGCAUUCCGGCAAGAGUUUUAAAGAAGCCGAUAGUUGCUCUUUUCUACGGUUGAACACUUCUGUAGCUAAUUGAUGACCAUGUUUGUGAGCAAAAAGUUACCGGCAAUUGUAAACUACUUUUCAAGUAAAUUAAACGCUUCUUCCUUUGUUGCUUUGGCGAUGCCACAUAUUGUUGUCUUUUUCCUCCUAGCGUAACUGUUGCCGACGGAACGGCCGUAAGUGGCGAAGAUUACGUCCCAACCGCUGGUUUAAGGGUAUCAUUUUCGUCAGGCGAAGCGUCAAAAGAGGUUAACAUCCCCAUCAUAGAUGAUGACGUAAUCGAAAGCGACGAAUCAAUCCAGCUCUCUUUGCAGCUCAUGGGUCCCUCCCGUCCAAGUGCCAGAAUUGGCAGUCCUGCAUCUGCUACCGUCAAAAUCAUUGACAAUGAUAAGCCCCGUAAGUAAAUGAACCAAUGAUAAAGGAGUUACCUGUGCCUCUUAUGGAAAUUGACAAACUGUUCUCAAGUUUGAGUAUUUCAACUCUUGUUAGCUUUCGCAUUUUGUUACCAGCCCUGUUCGUUUUUGGUCGCUCUCGCCGGUUUGGCUUUUCUCCUUCCUGAUAAACCAUUCCUUAAAGUUUUCCGUCAUGAUAAAGAUAAUUUACAUAUCCCAAGAACAAACAGGAGAAAAGAAGUUAGCCCCUUCACAACUGCAUUUGCUUACCUGAAUCGGUGAACACUUGCUCAAAAGUGGUUAUAAAUUUUCUGUUUAAGAUCGUCAUUGAUUGGGUUAAGUUAAAUGAGCCAGGCUUCAUGGCUCAAAUGAACUUAACUUUAAUGUGUUGUACAAAUAAAACGCCAAUAUGAAAACGCUUCAUUCCCUAAUAAAGCCCUAACGGAGAGGGUGGGCUGAGGUUGCGAGGGGUGUACUGCGCACGUUGUGUUUACAAUUUUGUGGUUUUGUUCAUUAUCCUAUCACAUUUAGCCUUCUUUAUCACCUUUCUAGGCUCAUCGUUUUGAACUCGUGAAGUUUCUACAACUGACAAAGAGUGUCAUAUAGCUUUUCUAAAUAUGCCAUGAUUUUGGACGCUCCGCUUGUCAAAAAUGUUGAAGCAUUUUUCACCCUCGAAGUGGAUUUCACAUUGCAUCAACCGGUCAACAAAUGGUUGAAAAUCAUUGUGUGCUUUGAGGUUCUUAAACAUGACUUCAAUGAUCCAAAAAGUUCAUCAAAUGCCUCUUUGCAGUCUACACCGCUAAAAAAAACACUUAUAAUUACAUUUAGCGACCUUCAGCAAAGAAACCAAAAACGCAAAUAUUGAGUCCUCCAUAUCACUUUCAGAAUGAUUCCAAACCAAAAAGGCGAUAAAAGUCACAAAACUUGCUAAACGCGCAAUUAGCCAAACAACCACAGCGAGAUAAAGUUUCCCAAUACUAAUUUAUUCAAUCAGUUUUAUCUCGAAGGCCCUGAGUACUUUGUUCCUCCCGCCAAAACAAUAAAGCGCAUUCACCGCCUUUUCCUGAGCGACUAAUUAACAGCGUCCAAUUCGUCACGCUCUGCUUCAAAAGCAGGUGUGCGACUUUUGUGGCGUGCGGUUCGGUCAGUCAGUCGGCAAUUGAGACGGCUACAAGCGCUUGUGUGUUCCUGAGCAGGAUUAUUCAUUCUAUCUAAAAGAAAGAAAUGAAGGCCUUCGCUCUUGUGUGCGUCUCGCUCUGUCUUGCACUAGGUAUGCUAAAGUUUGUUUUUAUUUGUAGAAGGGACGAAAUAUUUUAGUUUCAAACUUUAUUGUUCCUUUAGUGUUCAUAACUUAUACCAUCUAGUUUUCAAUUCGCUGAGCCUUAAACUUACUUUCGAAUUCCGGAAACCACGUCGAGUUUUGCUGAACGCUAAGACAUUGCUAAGUUUGAAUGUAACUUUCUCUCAAAGCGUUCUCUCGUAAUUCAACACAUGUGCUCACCGUCGAUACAACAAACUAAUGCAGGAAUUACUGAAGCGCAUAGAUUGCUUAAAUUCUGUUCCAACAGAGUUUUGCUCUUGGAAGCCCUAAACUUUCGUUUCAAUAUCAUAAGAUGGUUACACAGCUAUUGAAAAGGCAUAUAUCGUCAUGAAACUCCAAAUACUAAUAACUCGAAAGCCCAGCUUGAAAGUUCAAAAUCAAUUCAUUAGGUGGGGCCAUGUCAAAAAAUUAAUUACAGGAGCUAUUCGUGAUGCGCUUACUCUUUUGAGUCACUGUUUACCCUACUCUCUGAUGCACCUUUUGCAUGCUCUCUUCUGUUUUAUUGAUCGUGUUUUAUCUUUAUUUUAGCUUCAGCAUCUAAUGGCGGUGGAAACAUAACUUUGGCUACCGAAGCAAGUGAGUGCAUAAUUCGUAAAUCUACUCAGUAUUUACAUAUUGAUCUGAAGUGUUCCGCAGUUGUGCGCUUUAAUUGUGAUUUGGAAGGUCGAAGUGAACUCGUUACAUGGCAAACAAACGCUGUCAGUCCAUAGUUUGAUUGAUGCCAUAUGACUUGAAAUUCUUGGCUGUCGCUUGCGCAUUUUUCUUUUUCACACACCUCGUGUGUUAAUCAAUGAAUUUUAGAAGAACUUAAACAAUUGCAUUGCAUAACAAAUGGCCUUUGUCUGGCCAUCUUUGGAACAGAGAUCUUUCGCAAAAAAAUAUACUUUUUUUAAGCAUCUGCACAUUAUUCAUGUUUCUAUUACACGAUCCUCUGCAGCAAGGAACUAAAAUUCAUUUGCAUAAGGCGCAGUUCUGUUUAUAUAGCUUUCUAAGAUGUUUGCUUGCCGUUGCCGUCGGGGGUGGGUAUUCAGAAUGCCAAGUCCAUAUAACUUUUCUUUAUAUUCAAUAUCUUACGGUGUCUUACCAUUUGGAACAAAGAGCGCAUUAUCGGGAUUAUUCCAGUUGCAGGAACGUCUGCCCUAUAAAUGCUAAUAUACUAAACACAAUCCAGAGUUUACCAGAAAUACUUAAUCAUAUUCCAUUUGAGCAAAAUAUCUUGACGUCUUUUGUUUCUAGAGACGUUUCACUCAGGCAUGUCUGGUUUUGUUAGUUUGCAGCUAGACAAGUGUAUUGUUCCCGGGUGAAUCAGCGAAGCGUGAUCAUAUUAUGAUUUUAGUCUUAGAAAACCUUUAUGCUAGUACUUAGCAAAUUUGUUUACAUCAAAUCAUCAAGACGCUGCUCAAUACUCAGAAAUUACUUAAAAGCAAACAGCCGUGUUCUUUUUCAAGACACGAUCAUUUUUUAUCCGAUUGCGUGCACACUCCAACCUUUCUCCUCAUUGGAUAUUGUUCUGGAAUCUUCAAUUAUGCGAAACUAAAAACAAUGAUAAGAAUAUUUUCAUAUGCAUAAAACGACGCGAUAUGGCAAAACUUUUAGUUUCUGAUCACAACUGAGAUCGAUCAGUAUGUGGCCAACUUAUAGAUUUUUUGCUGCUCUGCGUUAGACUGCAUUUGGUACCAGCAAAAACAAAACAAAACCAAACAAAUGCCAAAGAAAAAUAAAACAAAUAUAUUUAACCAUAGGUAAAUUUCUACUGUCAGACGGCCUAUAUUUUCAAGAGACGAACCCUGUAUCGGUGCUUGCAAAGCUGGUUCCAUAAAUCUUUGUUGUGCACAUAGUAUUAGCAUUAUUUUUUCCUCUAUCAAAUAAGUUUGAUUUCUAAUAAAACAUACAUGUUCCUGGAGCAAAUAUAUUUAAAUAAAAAAAUCGGAAUAAUUAAAAUCUAAAAUUAACUUUGUUAUUGGGGAAAAAUAAUCAAUGCGCUACCUGUAAUUUUACGAAGUUCCACAUUAUUGGACAGUAUUUGUAUUUGAAGCUGGUCUUAAAUUUUUUAGUUUUAUUUCAAAGCCCUUGUUUGCAUUGCGCAUCUUAAUAAUUGAGCGUCGCAUCAAUCCGUUCAGCACAUUGUUGGUGACCUUUUGGGAACAAAAGAGAAGGGAAUAGCCCUAGAGGGCCUGUCUUAAUUUUUCUUGACUGAGCUUCUUGUGCUCCUUCAUUCGCGAUGAUAGCAAUGGGAGUGGACUGAGCUUUUACUGAGCAGUGACACAUUUGCUGUCACAGAUCAUGUUAACUAGCUGGGAACACUCGGUAAUACUUUUAUUUGUUUUUUGUCUUUAUUUAUUUUCAGAAAUCGACAUUAUGUGCCGACCAGACUAUAUAGAAGUGACUCUUAAGCUUGCAGAUUACCCAGGACUCGUCGUCAACGACUCCGUUCUGCAUCUUGAGGACAUGAAAUGCGUGGCUGGUUACAAGGAUGAUGAAAUGGUCAAAUUCACGUUUGGACUGGAGGAGUGCAAAACCAUGCAGGAGGAUGACGGAAAGAAGAUUUACUACAAGAACAUGGUUUACUUGAAGGCUGGCUUGCCACCGAAUGAUACGAAUAUAGUCCGUGACCAUUACGAAGUUAUUCCGUUCAGCUGUGGAUAUGACAAGAAGGCUGUCCUGUCAAAAGUGUCGUACAAUCCUCAGACUACUCUCGUCCUCUCAAAUGCAGGUGUUGUACAAAAUUUGUUUUAAAAGAGCAAAACACGAAUGAGAAGCGAAAGUAAUCCGAGAUUGCAUUGGUCUUUCUUUAAUUCGCUCUGUGAUUGGUACAGAAAACUAGCCACCGCUACUCUCUUAACCAAUCAGAUGGAAAACUAAAGCCGAUCACGAUUUGGUCGCCCGAGUUUUCCCGCGCUUUAGGCAGUUUGGUUGUUUUAACUUUGAGUUCUUUGUAGCGCUAAAAGGUAUAUUCUUAAAAUGAAGCCGUUGCCAUAAUUUUGGUGUUAGUUUUACGACACCCUUUCGGAAAGCGCUUUAAUGAUUCCAUCAGAGGAGAAUUUAGGGACAAAAAAUAAUUAUGAAAAAACAAAACAAAACAACAUAAAAAGGCAUAUUCUUGAAAUUGCGAAUUAUAUUGCAAACCAAAUCGAACCAUCACUCUGUAUAUGUGGACGGGUGUUUGUACUCGAGAAAUUAAAGAACGUUAAAUAUUUCCCCUCUAUUUUCAGAGGGUAUUGGCAACUUUACGUACUUCAUGGACAUGUACGAGGACGGAAGCAACAGCGAAACAGUUACUGAGUUUCCAAAGGAAGUUGGUUUGGGUCAGAAGAUGUACUUUGGAUUCCGGGUGGAGUCUGGCGACAGUGAAUUGGUUGUAUUCCCCGAUCUCUGCAAGGCCACGGCAUCAUCAAGUUACGAUUCCACUCCUGACCAUCUUAUUAUUGAUAAAGCGUAAGUCAUACUUUUUGAGCUGACGAUAAAAUGAGUGUUUCAUUCUUUAGAUCACAUCGUGUGCUUGGCUAACUCAAAAGUCAAACGUCUGCGCACGUACAGAUGUCAAAACUUUUAAGAGUCCGCCCAAUAUUGCGCUUUCAAGCUGUCAGGAAAAAGUUGCAGCACAUUAGUGUUAAAAACCGUUUAAAUUUUUCACAAAAUUCAGAAAUAAUAGUAAAUCGAAAGAAACCCCUUAAUGAAUAAUUUUUGUCGAAAAAGUGAAUUUUGCUGCCUCUAAAAAUUUUUUUUUCAUUUUAACGUAAAUUUGCGUGAAACCGGUCGUUUCUUGCGUUUAUCUUAAAACACUUGUAAGGGACAUUAGCACGCACCUAGCUGGAAUUGAUCUGUUGUGCAUGCCCCACAACUGACUGCUUUUUGCGUUAUGGUUGGUGAAGUACCUGUGCAAUCCUUAUAAUUAUAUUUUUUUCAUUAUGAAGACCAUAAUUUACCAUGUCCACAAGAGUGAUUGCUUUCAAAGUAGGUUUAACGAUUGGAUACAUUCAAUGUAUGCUAUGGUGCGUCACAUCAAAAUCCUGCUGAGCUUUGCUAAAUUUAAAGCAGCUAUCAGAAACAAUUAUAAAGUAUUGUAUUUGGCAAUAACACCAGAAACAAGAAAUAAAGAUAAACAAACUUUGCCGUUUCUCUCUCCUCAGCUGCUCGAGAGACAACACUUUGGAGUACGACUACGGCGAAAAUUCCGAGCAUUUCUUUAACCUUGCCGCUUUCCGCUUCAAAGAGAACUACGAUGACGUCUUUAUCCAUUGCAAGUUGACGGUUUGCCGAAAAGGCGAUGACCAAUCACGGUGCGCCAAGGGCUGUCAACCAUCUAAGAGGAGACGAAGGUCAACCACAGAAGGGUUAGAAGAAGAACUGAGUGCCGAGCUGUACGUUGGACCGGUGAAACUUAAGCAGUCGACAAAUGAGGAGGGUGAGUGUUGCGUAUUUUGCCUGUUCCUGGCGCCUAGUUGGUGGGGACAGGUCCUCUGAUAAGUGUUUUUUGGUGCCAUCUCUUACUAAACACCAUCUUUUUAAAUUUAUUCAGCUGAAACCAAGCACUAUACUGAAUCAGAGACUGACAGUAACAUGGUCAUAUUGGUGGCAGCCUUGGUUGGAGUUUUAGGAACUGUGGCCAUUGGACUCAUCGUUGCCGUUGUCAUCAUCAGCCGACGCCGUACGUCCGCUAAGAAAGGCGCUUCUCUCAUCGUUGCUGAGGAAAUUUAAAGGGGCAUUCGUUCGAGCUGUAGUGUGUAACUUACCGUAUUUUCAGUACUCUAGGGUCUUAAGAACGUUUCGUGGCACCUGUUUCUUAACUACAUUACUUUGCAUGUGAUAACUAUGGAAAUAAAUUAGUCACGCAAUAAGUUUUCAAGGCAAUUUAGUUUUCAUUUUUUUACCAGUAUUUUUAUUCUUCCCGAGAGGAAAAACAUUUCCCCUAGUUUUUUCUAUUUCAAUAUCUUUUACUAUUAUUCUUUAAAGCCGGCAAAACUAUUGCAAAGUAGAAAACAACGGGAUCGCUUUUAGACAUUUCAACUCGCUCAACUCACGUUUCCACUUAACAUGUAAUUUUGCGAGAGAACAAGCUUUUUUACUGCUAUUAUAACUUUUGCUCAAGCACUUUCCAGAAUGCUGUAUACUUUAAUUUCAUAAUAAGUCAAAUAAAGCUAGAGUACGUUCAUUUAUCUACUGUUUGUAAUGCUAAGAGGUGUGCUAAGGAAACUACAGGGAUAUGCUGCGGGAAGUAUAUAGCUUUUGUCUGCUAACGAUCGAAUAUUUUCAACCUAUUAAGUGCGGUUUAAAGCUCAUUAAAAUUGGAUUUGUUAACUUUUAACUAAGAAUUUUGUUUGUUUUUUGGCUUUUACACUCUAUUUUUCCUGGAGUAACGAUGAUCUUUGUCGCUUAUUAGAUCUGGAUCGCGGCGGUUUACAACAAUUUUGAAUCCUAAGCUAACAUGGACAGCCAUGGGAGAAGAUUUUAUGUCCGUCCUCUAAUAAGUAAAAUGUAAGCACGGGUUAUUUUAAAUUUCGACUAAGUCAAUUUAAAACAAAUUCCAUAUAAAGUUGGGUUCAGUUCAAAGGAGAGCAAUACAAAGAAAAAAUAAGAACGACCCUAUCCCUGGAGAGGCUAUUACUUUCUAUCAAGAAAACAAAGGAAGUGGGUCCACGUUUGCAGCCAUGGUAUAAUACUUGUCGCCUUGUCUUUGACUUCUCAAUGACUCCAAUUUUCUUGUCCGUCAGCAGCCUCAUUUUCUUGCAGUUUAUAAUUUGUAUGACCAAACAUUGAAGAAAUUUGUGAUAAUUUAAUUUUGAAGGUUGACAUCCCAAACAGAAGUCAUUAAUCUCAAAUUCGAUUUGUUGAACCUUUUCUUAAUUAUGCAUGCACGUACCUUUCGACGUUUUAUGGGUAAAAUUAGAAUUCUAAAUUUUGGGCAUAAUUUAGGAAAAUUUUCCUUUGUGUGACAAUUAAAACAACGCCUUCACCAGCCACGGUAUAAUUUUUAUAAUCUGUCGCCUCGUAAUUUGGAACUGGCCUGUACACUCCCAGUUGAGUUCAUUUAACAUUGGCAAAUAAUUAUAUUUUCCGUUGGGUUUUCAAGACACAGGGACCUUUGUUCACUUUAGCGCAAACAAAAGAUGAACGAAAGAUGCGUAAUUACGCGAAAGCAACGUCUGAGAUCGUGGUCAAUGGUAUUUCGAAGUUUCUUUUUUUUUGCCUGCUUUGUUGGCUGAAGCCUCGAAAAUAAAUAUUCUUGCUAAACGUCAACAAAACACAAUUUCGAUCCUUUUUUUUUCAUUGCAUUUAUUAGCCAAAUAUUGGACAAUCUGCCGUUUGAAGCUUUAUUGCUCAAAGUUCAUAUUACUUAAUCUUACUUUGGCCGGGAGAGUUGUCAUUUUGAGUGCACCAGAUAAGACAGUGGACUGAGUGUCGCCUGGGCAAGACCGCUAUCUUCAAAGUAAUUACUCGUUAUUGCAUGACCGUGCCCUAUUGAAAUGUACAGAAAGCGCCUCGCAGGUGAAGCAUGUUUGUGCAGCGCCGCACCCCGCCUUAUUUGCAUAUAUGAUCAGGCAAACAAAGGAAAGAAAACGCGGCCAGAACACAUUACAACUCCAUAGCGGAUUAAAUGUGACUUUCUGAAAUGGGUGACACCGCUGGAUUUUUUACCUCGAAGGCUCGGUUUAUUCCUUUGGGCAUUGCUUUCGGUGGCUGCCGAAAACGUGUCGGUUUUAUUCGUUUCGAAAAAGGUGAGAUAUUUUGGAAGAAGACCAAAGGAACUGCGGAAGGUACUUCAAAAGACUUGGACAAUAGUGUAAUUAAGCUACCUUGCGCGAACAGACUUGUGAUCUUGUAUCCUUUUGUUUACAUUGUCUUGAGAUGAAUGAACCGAGAUCGAUUAACUGCAAUCAUUUGAAUGGAUUUAGUUUCUAUUCACGGUGUAUUUUUAGCCUUAAUAUGUUUUUAGGAUUAAAGAGCGUCGCAAAAGAUUUAAAAAUGGAUCUUGGACGAGUUGUUGUAAUCACUGCGAAGAGCAAAAGCGAAAAUAGUUUAUCAUUUCGAGCGCCGAUCGUUUUGUUUUGAUCCGAAUGAUUGCACUUGAAUUAAACUACUUCUUUAUUAUGUAAAUAUUGCGUGUCAUAAAUAGUGCUCGUGUUCGCGCGCUGGCGGUUCAUUCUUUCACAACUUUCGUCUUGUUCGAAUGAACUUGUUGUGAUCUGACCGUGUUGUUUAUUGUCGCGAUGGAGUUUAGUGUUGGCGAUUCUGUCGAAGCUGUCGAUCAGUUAGGAAUUUGGACAAAAGCGAAAGUUGUCAGUAAAUCGGACAACGCAAUUGUUGUAAAUUUUCCUCCGUGGAGAGCCGUACUAUGUUAAAAUACGCGAGCUCCGUUUUGGGGCGCGCGGCGCAUGCAAUGUUUACUUCUACUUGAAAAGACAUGUAAGCUGAUAAGUGCUUGGGUUUGAUCCGAGGUUGAUGUCUUUGACAUGUUGCCCAACACACCGGAAUGCGUAGCAAUUAUUAGACAUCAAUCAAGCAGAUUCCCGGGAGAGUUUAUUUCAUCUGUUAACAAAAGAAAAAUAUCUCACCUACAUCAGAGAAGUUGCGCUCUUCACGAUCUUCGGAAGCAUGCCGGCAUGUCGGCAAACUCAUCGGAAUGAAUAAGUAAUGAGAAAGAACAAUAGCCUGAAUAUAUGAAUACUUAACAACCUCAAUUUUUGAGGUUCACAUUUAAUCCGCUAUGGAGUUGUAAUGAUUCUCCGCCGUUGCUGUACACCAAGGUUGCGACGUGUCAAGCAACUGUCCGGACAAGCUGUUACUGUAACCUUUUUUUGAAGGAGAUCAGAGAAAUGAACUUGCAGCUGCUUCGAAAGCUGCUCCUAGUGGGUGUAGUUUGGGCUUACUCUAUAACAAAAGCAUAUAGUUCAGGUAUGUCUAGAGUUUGUGUCAUUAUAGUACAUCAUUGUGGGUUUUUGACGAUAAUUUUGUAUGCUUCAUUCAUCGCAGUAGCUGAAAUUAGACAGGUCUUUUCCUGAGGGAUCAAAUCUGCAGCUUGUUCAUCUUUGAGAUCAAUUUGCACAUCUAGCUUAAACGCAUAGCCUCUGCGCACCAAAAUGCAGCUGGAGUAGUACAGCUUUCGUCCGGGGGUCUUUCAGUCGAGUUUAUACUCGCAUCUGUUGUGAAGUAUUUCGCAAAUUUUGGUUGAUCGAAUUACGGCUCUUUUUCCAUCGAGAUUUUCGUAUAAAGGGCAGGCUUUUAUUGCAAUGCACACUGAAAAAUUAAGGUAUUCAAACGGAUUGCUGCUUUCAUAUCAUUAAUCGACACGGGACGGAAUCCUUUUCCCACGAAAAUUAGUCAUUACUGGCCCAAAGAUAUGGAUUGUUUGCUCCAAGAGUUCAGAUUUAUUUUUCGCUUUGACAGCUUUUCUUUUCCCACGAGGUGUCAUUUAGUCUCAAUUUACAAUGACAUUUUAUAGUUUGUGGAAUGAUAAGAGCUAUUCUCAAUUAUUUUUUUAAACUUUGAAUUAAGUUCCUAUACUGUGCUAAUUAAUUGAGCCAUUAAACUGAUUGCCUGCGGCGUAAUAGGUUAAACUGUAGUCAAGAUUUUAUAGUUUGUUUGAAUGCUUUGAUAUUCAAUUUUAGUUAGAUUACUAAGUGAUUCGGGUUGACACCCGCUCUGCUAUGUAUGCAAAGUUUGAAAUUUAUUACGUGCAAAUAAACUUGACUUGAAUUUGCCUUUUAAUUGCAUAAAGGAAACUUCUGCCUGGCUGCCUCUAAUAAUUUGACAAGUGCGACCUAAAGCCAAUUAAAGUCACCGUUGGCCUUGAAUCAUUUUUGCGUAGAGAAAGAACUAAAAGAGUAAACUUUUCUUGCCUGCUUUGGAAUCAACUUCUAAAACAAAUGACAUAAUCACUACUUCUGAAUAUCAACAGCAAAAAGUAAAAGGUCAGUAAAGAUCUUAAAUAUAGCGACACUCAUUUUCUACCUCCGCGAAGUUCAACUAUUUAAAAUUCAAAACAAAUAGUUACUUACGCCCGUGAAUACAACAAUUGUUAUGCGACCACACAGCUUCACUUCGAAGUAGACAAUGAGCUCGACGCACAAAGAACACCCGAGAGAGCUAGUAUUGUCUUCACAAGAAAGUGAUGUCUCAGGCAAUUUGGAAUUAGUAUGAGCAAAUGAAGUUUCAAAGACUACCGAAAAGAAAAGAGUUUUACUCGUAGGUCAAGGAGCUUAAUUACUUUCCAUAUAUUGUAUGACGGCUGCAGCAGAAAGCAGUGAUAGCAGUGCAAGUGACCUGCAGAUUAAGAAUUGAAUAUAAAAUAAUCUUCGCAAUAAUAAAAACUACUGAAGCAGUAGUGAAAAAAAGGCCUGAAAUUAAGGUCGGUACGGGAUUUGAACCCAUGAACGGUGAAUACUCUACCAACUGAGCAAGCAAGGCAACUGAGACCUUGUCAUUAUGUUGGUUCAUAGGAAAAAUGAUUCAUUGGUAACCAGCAGGUAUCUUCCAAAUUGUGCUAAAGAGGUUUUUGAUUUAUGCACUUUGUUGUUUAAAUUAUACUUUUUAUUACUCCAGCCUGUAUUGGAUGAGAGUUCAUUUUGUUGCUUUUUGUCUUUUAAUUAGUCUGGAACAGCUGGUCAUGAUCACGACAAUGUUUACGACAUUAAGAGGAAAUAGUGGGUACCCUUAACUUAACCCAAUCUUUCUUUGAAGUGGAGUGUGUUCAUUCUGUCACGAAUAUAUUUUGACUUUUUAGUUUGUUCUCCUUCCAAUACCGACAUUGACAUUGACGCUAAGGUCCCUGGUGUCAUAUCCACACCUGAAUUCACAGAUGGCUCUGCCGGCAGUUCCUGCACCUGGAAGAUCCAGGCUCCUGAGAAUUUCCGACUAGGGAUAACACUCGAGGCUCUGAAGUUUGCAGGUCCAGAUGACCAUUUACUCAUUCAUGAUGGUGCUGAUGACCGAAGUCCCCUGAUGGGAAGAUAUGGUACUUGCAUCACUGGCUCUCUCACCCUGUUCUCAAGCGGGAAUUCAAUUUUUUUGCAGACGGUGUCCACCACUUUUAGAACGAGCAAUGAGCUUAGGAUCGCAUAUAGAGCAAUUGAAUCUGGUAAGUUAAUGUACUAUAUAUAAAUGCUUUCCACCCUUACAUGUGUAUUCUUAUUACUUGUACUAUUUUCUUUACAAUUCCUAUGGUGCUGACAAGGAGAAUUUAUUUGACAGUCAGGAGCGUCUAAAUUUGGCAAUCAUUUUCUCUAUUCUAGCGACUUGAACGUUUGAUUAAAGGAUGCAUGAUAUUGUAAAAUAAAGAGAUGUAAGAAGCCAGACAACUGGUUCCGAUUGCUUAAAGGGUGGAUAAUACUAUCCACUGGAAAAACGUUAUCCGGGGGAUAGCGCAGUAUGUUUUCUUAACAGGUAUCCGUUGGAUAGUGAUUUAUCCGUCGGAUGGCGUUAUUCACUCUUUGAAGUACUGCGUCCUGGACGUUAUCAAUUGGAAGAAUCGCACGAGCAAAGAGACCCUAUCAGAUAAAAAUAUUUUGCUCAUGACUUUUUCCCCUACUUGGCACGUUUCUUUCAUGAAUCCUGUCCAUCACUUCCUUAACCUACGGUUUCCCGAUCACCUUUCUUUAAGGCGUGGUAAAAUUGCCGCUGGUGGUACACAUAUGAGCAUAUACAUAUUUUUUUCAUUAGAAGCUGUUUAGCUGGAUCAAUUCUUAGUGACUAAGUAAUAAUUUUUCAUCAUUGUGGUGAACAGUCGAAUGGAGAGUCGUUCUCUUCCCCAUCUGAAGGGGUUCAUCCUUAUCACUCACAUUACUUGAUCUUUGUUUUGCUCAAGACAAGGUAAUUUUGCAUUAACUCAACAGAGACCGUCACCUGCUCGAGCCCGGGCGGAAAUCAGCCAAGUAAGUUCAGGAUUAGUAUACUUUAGCAUUUGAGCGGUUUUCUUUGGCUGUAGGACAGAGCUUCACUAUUUUUUCCUGAUUUAUUUUCCAAGCGGGCUCUAGAAUAUUUUCUUUGUUUGUCUCAUUAUUAGACACUGUAUACGCCAAAUGCACACGAAAAUCGCAGUUUGUUAUAAAUUGAGUUAAAGUUUGUUUGAUAUUUUGUUAUUUAGUGACUUAUCUAACAUUUAAACUCUCGUUUGCGUUCGCCUGCAACCUGGUCUGCAUGUAUUCGUCAUUAGAAACUUUGAAGAUUGGUAUACGUAAAUCACAAACCAUUUGAAAUUCAAUGAGGUUUAACUGGUCGUUUUCCACAAGACUAAGGUUGAAAUUUUAUUUUUGUAUACUUUUAAAUAUUUGUUUAUAAUUGUACUGAUAAUUUCUAUAAUAUUACAUUGUAAAGUGAAGAUAUUUGGUAAAAUUGAAUUUUCUUCUAUAUUUUAUGCGCGAUAUUUCAAUCACAAUAACUUUUUUUCCUUCAUCGUAGAUUUCUGUGGUGAUGACACCCAUUUGAAAGGACUCUCGGGUGUUAUAAGCAGUCCUAACUUCCCUAAGAACUAUGAAGCCAAUGAAUAUUGUACGUGGAAUAUUGCUGCCCCCCCAGGCUACCGUAUGCAAUUUGCAAUUCGUUUCCUCGGUAUUGAAGACCACCGAUAUUCGCGUCCAGGGGCCUGCGGUGAUGACAGCAUCAGCAUAAGCGAGUCGCGUGAAAAUAAAACCCGGGAUAUCAAAACGCUCUGCGGAUGUCAGCCACUUUUUUCAUUCGUUACCUCGGAGGAGACGAUGUUCGUGACUUUUAGAUCUUACAAGGAGAAUAACUGGCCUGGAUUUUAUGCCACCUACCAAGCAUUGUGUAAGUUUAUAUCGGCCUUCUUUAUAGUUAUAAAUUUAUUUUAUCGCGUCCUGAGCAAGAUCUUGGAACGAUCCCCGGGGCAGAUUGAAGAGUAUAUUUAUUUUCCGUUCGAAAGUAAUUCUAAUGCUUCAUAUCCAAGACUCUGCUCACAAUUAACUACGUUUAGAGUCUUCCAAAGGGUGUUUUGUUUCCUGAAUACAUUGAUAUGUAUGUUAGCCCACUUCAAGUCGUCCCAUGCAGGUUAGAUUGUUAUUUCCAAGUAUUGUAGAGUCUUUUUUCACGGUGAACAGACAAAGUAGUUAUUUUCAUGCAUAUCGACGAUAUCCAAGUCUAACUGUUGUCGUCUGAAAUGCUUUGAUUACCUGGACUACGAUUUUGGCGAGAAAAUUGGUUUUCUCUCGACUCAUUCUCCCCAUUUCCAUUAUUUGCCGCAUGUUUUGCCAUAAAUUUUGCGCCUUUCUGGACAUUUUUAAAUUUUUAUUUAGACAAAUAGAAUUAAAAAUUCAUUCAUCUCACUCCCAUCCCUUUCAAAAUAGAUAACGUUAAAUUCUGCUGACUCAAUUUCGCCUUGUUUGUAGUUUCAACCCAUUCAUAUAUGACAUAUGACAAGGGAUCAUAUUCUCUUGUAAACUUAAUUUUUCCAAUAUUUCCUUCAGCUCCUCAAGAAUGUCCCCCAGGAAAUACCAAUUGCCCUUUAAAAGAUUCACAUCCAAUUGGCUUCAAUGCUCAAGGAGAGGUGUGCAAGUCGUCGGGUAAGCAGUUUCGUUUGAACUACUUUCAAGGUAGAAAUGCGCGUUUAGAAAGUAUUGUGAAAACGGGCUACCCCUGAUAUAUGUUGAUUUAUGCGCUAUAGACUAACUCACGGACCGACGGAGAGAAAACCGACCGGCUGAAAUCACCCAGUCGAUAUAUCUGAGGGUCUUAUAGGAGUUAACAGUAAGACGCAGUAAAACGGCCAAAAAGAUUUUGUCGUUGGACAUAAAAAUUGACAGAUUUUAACCUUUUAGUCGUUACAAAAGUAAACCGUAAACAAGUUUCGUUUCUACAAUGUAUCAUUCUGGGUUAACCGUAGCCGUAAAUGGCCCAAAUUCUAACCGUUAGCCGUAGAAGCCGUCACCCUAUCGAGACUGUUUCAUAUUAUACUUCAUUAUGUCAAGUGUGCAAUAUAUCAAACGAAAGAGCUUUAUCCAGGUGAGCUAGUCAAAACGUAAAUAAAUAAAUGUUAAAAGAUAAGAAACGUGGGAAGUAGAAGAAUAAGAAGAAGUCGCCUUUGCAAUGAAAGGAAUUUAACUGGAAUGAAGUGUAAAAUCGAUAAAUUUACUUUGGCCACAAUUGCAAUCUUGGCUAAAGGUUCAAAGAUGCUGUUUUCUUUUCCCUCAGGAACUGUAACUCAAAUUCCCAGAACACUGCUUAUCAAACAAUUUUGUUACAGAGACUUUUAUUCUUGAAGUAUCCAACACCAAACGGGGAAAUAACAGGGCCAAACGCAUUUUCAUUUUUUUUGCUACAUUAAGGUCAGCUAAAGUGCUGUGCCUUUCUAAAAAAGAACAGCUGAAGAGUAUUUUAACGACAGAAAGCCUCCGUUUAUAUACACCCAUGUAGGUACAUACAUGCUUAUCCAUUGCGUUGUGUUUUUUCUAGCUAUAGUCGAUUCACGGCCUACUGAUGGCGGUAACAUAACUUUGGAUACCGAAGCUAGUGAGUGGUUCAGCUUUCAUCUCAAUUGCAAAGUUCUAUGUUUAUAUAUAGCCAAAGAUUACUAACCUUAUAUUGGGGUUUAGUACACACCUAAACAGCGAGUAACGUGAAAGGCGCGCUUCGAUUACUGAUUGGCUAUUAAGUGUCCGAUUACCCAGCGCUAUUCACCAUCAAAGAACUCGCUGGGGACUUGCGCCGGAAGAUAUUUCAAUCGUUCAAAAAAUCUCUUUUUUGUUCUAUAUCAUCGCCAAGUUUUUAGUACAUACUUAAACAAGUAUUCACCUCGGUGUAAGUGGUUAAUUGUGGAUAUUUAGCACGCACCGAGGUGAAUUGUCGUUAAUCAAUAAAUGGUCAGUUGACACACAUACCAGGAAGAUGCACCUACAUCAGGAUUGAAUAAAAAGAGGGAGUUAUGGAUAAAGGUUGCUGUUGGAAACAAGCCAAAAAACCGAUAUGCAGUCCUAAAAAAUCAUGGGGAUACAAUGAUUGUUACUGUCACGUACUUCCUGAGUAGGUUUAACAAAUAUUCGUCUCGUCAAAACCAAUAGUGGGAAAAUAAAUGUAAAUAUUGCCUAUAGAGACUUAGAACGUGGUUACAGGUAUUUUAAGAAGACAUUCAGAUAAAUUGGGUUGCUCAUGUGGAUUUUCCUUUUACGUUUUGAUUUCAGAAAUAGACGUGGUCUGCCAGCCUGACUUCAUCGAGGUCUCUCUAAAGAUUUCAGAUUUCCCUGGAAUCGUUCUCAACGACUCUUCUCUUCAUCUUGAAGACAGAAACUGCGUUCCUGGUUACAAAGAUAACACGAAGGUGACGUUUAAGUUUGGACUUGAGGAUUGCAGCACUAAACACAAGAACGAUGGGGAGAAGAUAUACUACACGAACAAGGUCUACCUCAAAGCCGGUGAGGCGGCCGAAGACGAGGCGAUAACUCGCGAACACACGGAGAUUAUUCCUUUUCACUGUGGAUAUAACAAGAAAGCCAUCCUCUCGAAAGUUUCAUACAACCCACGCGUUGUGCAAAUCAUAACAGAUACAGGUAAAGUACUUGCUUGGUUUCCAUUUAUAAUAAAGAACAUUCUCUCUAUAAGCUCUUUGUCACCAGACUGUUGUGUCUGCAAUCUCUGAAAGUAUUAGGUACAUGGUAAAGUGCCAGUUGUGUUUGAGGUUUGGGAACAAAGUUUAUUUUUGCCUGCUGAAACUGACCACAGCAUGACUAAAACUUCAAAAUCUGGUUUCAAACUUGGAUUAUUGACUUAACUGGCCUUUUUCCUUUGCGCUCCGCCUGGAACAUAGGGCUUCCGCAGCGACUUUACAUACUCCCUCUUCCUAUACCAAGGGACUAUUCGGGUAAGGUCUACACACCGUAUUCGCUGCUAACCCUAACCCUAACCUUGUAACUGGCUUUCACUCACCAAGUGGUCGGCUAAGAGGGUUCACUUGAACCUUAGCCUCGAGAAUCGUUGCAGCACUAACACUCCGCUUUCUGCUCGAUCGAGUGCCUCUUUACACCAAGGUGAGACGCCUCUCUUGAUGAGAUCACUGUGAGCUCCUGGACAAUGCCGAUACCUUAUCAAUUGUAAAUCAAUUUUAAUAGCCUUACAAUCUUAAUAUCAAACUGUUGUUGAUAAGAGGGGAACUUUGAAUUUAAUAAAGUAAUAGGAGCAACUAAAGUAAGCCGCAGUUAGCGUUAACGAGUCCAAACCAUAGAGAAACAUACGCAGAUAGAAAACUUCUUCAUUAUUUGUUCUGCUUUUCCAGAGGGCAUUGGCAACUUCACGUACUAUAUGGACAUGUAUGAGGACGAAAGCAACAAAGCAACGGUCACAGAAUUCCCAAAAGAAGUUGGUUUGGGUCAAAAGAUGUAUUAUGGCUUUCGAGUGGAGUCUGGAGACACUGGUUUGGUUGUGUUCCCGGAUGUUUGCAAAGCCACAGCAUCGCCUAGGUUCAACUCAACUCCCGACCACGUCAUCAUCGACAAGGCGUAAGUAAGAUACCGAAACUGAAAUUUGAUAAGACAACAAUGAUUUCCACGAACCCUUGCUUUAAGAAUUAGGCCAUGGAAAGACGUUUUUCCUGAAAAAAAAUACUCUAACAUGAAGAAAUAAUAAUGAAAAAAAUAUCAAAGGCUUAACGAUGAUUUAAAAAUGGGCUUUAUGCACUUUGAAAACCCUUAGCCCAAUUCUCCCUGCAUAUGACAGUGAAGUCGGAAGCUCUAAGGCUCAGAUCUUGAGUGAGAGCUGAAGAUAUUUCCGUUGUCCAACACUCGUCACAAAUAUUGACAUCUUUUCCAAAAAUGAUUUGUGAAACGUUUGACGGAGACAUCGUAAUUUGGCAAAGGAUGGAUAUUUUUUUUUUUCAGCUGCUCAAAAGACAAUACUUUACAAUACCAGUAUGGCCAAAGAUCAGAACACUUCUUCAAUCUUGAUGCCUUCCGCUUCACAGAAAGCUUUAGUGAUAUCUAUGUCCACUGUAAGCUAACGAUUUGUCGAAAAGAUGACGACGAAUCUAGGUGCGCCAAAGGUUGUCAGCCUACAAAGAGAAGAAAGAGAUCAGCGGAAGAAGACUUUGGUGCCAGUCUCUACAUUGGACCAUUGAAACCGAAAGUCGUCGAGAAUGACGCUGGUGAGUAAUAAAAAAGUUUUCACGUGGAUACGUCCAAAUUAUCUAUUUAAGCCUAUUUCACAGAUGCUUCGAGAGAAAAGUUAGUCGCCUGCUACCUCUAUCUAUCGCCUACAUUUACUUCUCACAGAAGUAUCCACAGCAGUCAUAUUGGUACCAGAGCUCUAGAACGGCAGCCAUGUUCAGUACUGCAACCAAAACAUCCUUCACUUAUUCAAAUUUAUUAAAUGCUUCAUGGAAACUUUUCCUCUAUAAAUUUAUCGCUACUGCUCAAUCAGCAAUUCGCAUGAGCUCUAACGGUUUUUUUCUGCUUCUCAGUCCUAAGUAAAUUUCAGAAUAGUUUGGAGUAAGUUCAGUCUUGAUGCUAAGACCAGUUUAAAUUUUAAACCAACAACACUCUAUUUCCACCGUUCAGAAUUUGAUGGCUUGAAAGCAACGAUUAAAAAGGUUUUGUUUAAGCUCUCCUGUACUCAUUAGUCAAUAAACUUUGUCCUUCCUCCUCUGCACAGUUAAAAAGAACAGCGACGAUCAGUCAGAUUCCAUUGAUAGCACGAUUCCUAUUCUGGGAAUUUUAGUCGGAGUGCUAGGAACGCUCGCCAUUGGGCUCACUGUCGCUGUGAUUGUCAUUAGCCGACGUCGAAAAUACUCGGGCAAUGGAUUGUUUCUCGUUGUUAGUGAAGAAACGUAGACUGGUCCGCAACAGGCUGCAGUGCAGAAAUGAUCACUUCAAGAAAGGGUUGGCCGGAACAAUUAAACUUAAAAGUUGCGUUUAGGAUACCAUGAGGUCUUAUGGCUCAUUAUAAAUGUAUUUUAAUUAGGCAUUUAAUUUUUUUGCUUUUUCUUACUCAAGGAGUUUUCGUUAUGUUAUCUAUAAGCAGGAGUUUCAUCGUGACAACGUUAAUACUACCUCGGCGAUGGUUUCAAUGACCACGUUUACCUGCGCUAUGAACGGCACAUUUUCUAGCCCUAGUGAAUCAGAACAGUCAAGCUAUUUUCGAGAAUUUCUUUUUCAUGAUUGAUAUCGAGUGAUAUUAAAGUCCUUUAAAACAUGGUACAGUUCUACCUUCCCCCCUCUCGUCAAAGUGCCUCUGAGAAAAAAAAGUUAUAGCUUAUUUCCAAUGCAAAACGGUAAUUUAACUUGCUGCCUACCACAUGUUCCUCAUUGAAAAUUUAAACCCUUACUUCUCCUGAGUGGCUGGUGGAUGAGGUUGAUAGGCAACGAGUAUUUUCCUUUCCCACCCACCCCUUCCCCUCUUAUCAUCGCUUCGUUUGUCUAUCCAACAUCCUGUUAAUAGAAAAUUUCAUUAUCUUUCCAGACGUCCUCUGCUUCAAAGCCUGUACUGAAACUCUCUCUAGAAUAUCAUUUUUGAGCGUUCGUACUCCACCAGAUAUCUUUAGUGCCAUUAAGACUCUGGCAACCUGCCCUGUUUCAAAGUCUGUAUCAAAUCACGUUCGAAUGCAUUUCUUUCAAAGCUCAAUAAUAAACUUUUUUAUGCAAAAGUUUCAUGUCUUCACUUUGUGGCGAAUGUAUGAUACAACAAACUCUGCUGUGAAUAACUUGCCAAUCAGGGAUUAUUUCAUGGGCCUAGUCCCAACGGUUCCUUAGUUUACUCGGUCAGAAAUUCAGGAGUGGUUAACAAGGCAUGGAAGGGCUACGUGGCAUAGCCAUGUACUUAGCUGACUGUUUGCAGGUUUUUUAGCCCUCCUUGUAUCUUGGAUCUCGCUGUGUUUUGUUUGAAAUUUAUACCAUUCAUUGUGUCAGCUAAGUUUAUAACACUUUUAUUGUCUGAAAAAAGUUUAACUAAAUUAAAGCAAACCCGCUGAGUCAAAGAAAUCAAUGUUAUGGUUGAGUUCAGUCAAGCGGUACAUAAAUGGAAACAGGAUCAUCGAAUAAGAAAUUAGCAUUUUAGCGCUGGAUAAAAAAACCAAACCAUCUGGUAAAAAUUUAUUAUGUGGGAUAUAUUAGAAAGUAUAACUACAGUCUUUCAGUCUUUCUACAGUCUUUCUUUCUUUCAGUCUUUCUAAUUUCCUGGCGAGACUGUCGUGACGUUGGCUUAGAGGUUGAAUUUAAGAGAUAAAGCUUUUCUACCAAGAACAACAGAUUUAUCCCUGAUACUCUAAGAAAAGGUGAUGAAACUGUCUAAAUAAUCCGACCACGUGUUCUAUUAAGCUGCCUGCAGAUUUCAGCUGCUUCAGAGGCAUAUAUCCAAGUACAAAUGGUCGCCUUAGCAAGAGGCGGAGACCACCUUUAAUUUAAGAUUUGCGGCUACAAUAUCUGAAUGAUCGCAUCUAUGUCACAGCCAUUCUGGCCCCAGUGUCAACACCAUUGACGCUGCAAAUGGAUCAGUAGAAGUUAAUUGGCGCAUGUUUGAAUUUCGGGCUUUAGUUUCAUGCUUGGCCAAACACGUUUGAGAGCGCGUGUAAUUUUCAACUAAUUAAGAAAACUAAAUGGCUUCUGUCUUUAUUUGGAUUUAUUUAUCAUGCGGUUUGUGCGGCAAAAGAAACAAAGAGACGGUUCGCAAACUGUAGAUAUGUUUGCAGCAAUUAACACAACAUAUUACGGAACAAACUAGAAAAACCUCGGUGGCUGUUUGUCAGAGCGGUGAGAAAAUCUAAAUUUGAUCCAACCUUGGGAUCUGUAAUUUCUCGAAUAACCAAAUAGAAGCAGCAAUUUAAUUAUAAUUAGCAUAUUUAACUUUGUUUUCCACAGUACCCACUCUGUGAAAAACACAUGGUUAAAGCCGCAAGUGUCAAUAUCAAAGAUCGUCUACCUCACAGAAAAGCAAAUAAUUAACACUGAAGGAGGUGUUUUGUUUGUCUUUCUUUUCAAUUUGUUGGGGGCAAUUCGAGCUAGACAUUUCAGGCACACAACAUGCACGAACAGCAUUAAAAUUCAUUGUUAUUCCUUCACGCUAGAUAACCUCUCAAUGUGUUACUGACAUUUACAGUUCCUUUUAUUCAAAUCACUGUUUGGGUGGAGGCCUUCUGAGUUGAUGGGAUUCAGCGUGGAAGGACGAUUGAACUUAGCGUGUGCGUAUCAAAUCUAGAAUAUUCUACUGUUGUGCUUCGAUGAAAAGGGACCGCGGGACUAUUAUUUUGUGAUCGAGGGCUUACUGGGUUGUCUGCGGAUCCCAUUAUCAGCUGAGGAAUGCAUUUCCAUUAGAAGGUGCGAUGAAGCUGCGACAUCGCGUCUAUGAUCAGCCAUGGGAAAAGUGAAGUUGUUGGUGAACACAAAGUUGCUCUUCUGGUGUACAAUCUGCUCAGCAUUUUCUUUUAAGACAGAAGCAAAUAUUGCAGGUAUGUGUGGAGUUUGAGAAAUUAGUUUAGCGCCAUUGAAGCUUACCGGCUUUGAAUCACAUUUUAAUGGCCUUUGGGGACUCACAACAAUUAUUUCAUGCCAAUCGGAGAAUUUUACAAAAGUGUUCUAUUAGUGCUGUCUUUUGUACAAAAGCUUAUACUAGUACUAACUCUUAAAAAAAUAGGGAAAAAAUUAGGAAAAGCGGAAUCUUGAGUACCGUCGUUAUUUUAGGCCGAUAAAUCUCAAAAUCGAGAAGGCCAAGGCCAUCGGAGUUACCAUGCGGCCUUUAAGAUUCUGAAAACCUCUUUUGAUUCGAAAUAGGUGACUUUGGACUUAAAAUCCGACAAAACAGAUUCGGCUUUCAAAAGGUUGUUAAUACUAUGCCCCGAUGGCAAACAUUCUUUUUGUGAAGUAAUUUGCAUUACAUUUACAAUUGUAUUGUGCAUUUACACCCUUGUUUAGCAGUUCUUAACGGCGAGCGCUUUAUCUAUUUUUGUAUUGUUUAGUCAAAGUUUAGCCACACGCCAAUCAGCGGUUUAUUAUUUAUUCUCAAUAUCAGAUAGGAUUUUCAUCCUUCAGUAAUUUUACAUCUAAACAGCUGCUACACAAUAACAACGCAUUAGAAUUUCUCCUGAGGCAUAAAAGAAAAAACAAGCCAUGAACAGCGAAUUUGAUAUCUGGCGAGUUUUCAGUUUCAAUUUGCUCGGUUGGAUCACAAAUAACGAAGUCAUUGCUUAAAAUUUUCGGGAAAUGCACUAUUUGCCAAAGUUUUGUCUCAGAUUAUCCAGAGAAAAGCCAACUGCAAGUUAAUUAGCACACGAAUUUCCUUCUCAGAAUCUGAGACGAAUGAUGGUAUUAAACUUUGCCUAUCCUAUGUGUACGUUUUCGCUCACAGUCUCUGUUUGUUUCGCCUUUUUAUUUGACAACGCUGUAGAAAUGAACUGUUUCGCGGAAAAUGAACAAAAGUAAGUAUAAUAGAACCUCAUUAAGGAAACGCCGGGGAAGGGAGGGGGGAAGGGAGGGGGUAAGGGAUUGUCGAGGGGUUUUGCUCACGUCACGGUUAAAUUUACUUAAUUCUCUCAUUAUUCUGGCUAAUGUUAUCAUGAUUUCGCUCUCAAUCGGCGAUUAAUUGGCUAUCUAUUUUCUACAUUCUCCCUGUAUACUUAGUUGGCGACGACUGAUCCCCUUCCAUUCCUUCUGAAAUCCUUGUGACCUUGUGACCACCUCCCUCAUCCCCCCUCCCCCAACCUCCGACCCCCGUCUGGCAAUAGUUAAUCACUGCUCCUUAAGGCUGUCUCGUUUUCUUGAACUUAAAUCCAUUUCCCUUAUGAAGCAAAAAAAAUUCGUCAUAAGCUAACUUCCCUUCCCUUUUCUCAAACCAGUGUACUGUGUUUUGGUUCCCUUGGCAUUUCCAUAGAGUACCUACAAUGUAUCAUAAAAUAACUUUUAUAUUUUGACAUGAACGUGCUCAUUUUGCAGUUUGUUCUCCAUCCAACACCAAUAUCGCAAUUGAGGCUGAGUCACCAGGCACGAUAUCAAAACCUACAUUCCCAGAUGGCUCUAGUAGAACUUCCUGCAUCUGGAUAAUCCAAGCUCCGGAGAACUUCCGACUGGUAAUCACGAUUGAAGCCCUGAAUCUGAACGGUGCUGACGAUUAUUUGGCCAUUCGUGAUGGUGCGAGUAGAUUCAGCCCUCUUAUUGGCAAAUAUGGACCAUGUGCAAAAGGCUCUCUUACGCUUCUGUCCAGUGGGAGAUCAGCUUUUCUUCAAUUAGAGUCAGCUGUUUACAAGAACACUGACGAAAUAAAAAUCUCAUACAGUCCAACUGAUCCUGGUAAGAAAAGUCACCUAUGCUUACUUGCCAAAUGGUUUGUGACAACCGUCUCUUCAUUUAUAAUCAGUUUUGUUACCCAUUUUUUCAUAUUCUUAUAUAUCAUUAAAUAAUAAUAAUAAUAAUAAUAAUAAUAAUAAUGAUAACAGAUAUACUCCCAAGCAUAGCUUUUAUGUUUUAUCACUCGCUCUGUCGAAACUAUUUUCCACGACUUACUGAUGAGACACGACUUUACCUUCAAUCCUCUAAAGAUGUUUAUGUGAAAAAUUAUAUUUAUCUUUUCUUGAAACGUUUUUUGUUUGAUUGUUUUGUUAUUUUUCUUGAGUUAACGCCUAGACGAAUUGAAAUGAGGAACUUGUUAUGAUAUGUCGCCUUAGUGGAAUCGAAGGUUUUGGUUUUGUUAGGAUAAAAUUUUUUUCAUCUCCCCUUCAUAAGGUCAAAUUAUAUUCUUAUCCUUCAUUAUUGGCAUUUGAAUGACAGUCCCCCUAUAGUCCCCCUUUACACUCUGUUAGCGACGAUUGAUCCUUUCUCCGUCCCCCCUGAAAACCAUGAAUUUCCCCCAAAAAAUCCUCUAACCGUCCCCCCCCCUUUCACCUCUCCACCUUUACCCACCCCUCCCCUCAAGAGAGAAGUCAUGACUGGUUCCUUAUUUGAUCGUUACUGCCAUUUACUCACCAAAUGAAAGCGACUGACAAACGCCAACAGCUUAAUUUGGAUGUUUACAACUUUUCGUUCUGUCUUACCCUAAUAUGUUACUUUAUUUUAAAACUCUUCUGAUUGGCUGUUGAGGGAAAACUGGUUUUGACCUUUAUUAGCUAAAAUGAUUGGAUUAAAAGCUAUCCUGAAUCAGGAAGAGCAGAUUCAACCUAUUCAUCACUAUAUUUAAUUGUUCCUUUAUUACAGACGACGUCAACUGCGAAAAUGGUGAAGAUCCACCAGGUAGGUCAUAUCCUUUUUCAAUUCUUUAUCUCUCAAUUUCCAUGUGUACUUAGAUUCGUCAUCUAAAGGGCCUUACUUACUACACGGCCUGGAAAAUUGCUGUUUUUCAUUUAUCAACUUUAUUUCACCUUUUUCACGGCCAAUCUGUUUAGUUCAGUGGAUAAGUUAAAUUCUAGACCUUUCAUUUACAUUAAAUAAUUUGUUGCUGCAUGAGAUGUUAACGAAUGAACAGCGAUUUCGAAAAGAAUCAUUGACCUAAAGCCUCUCCGCGUGACCGAGAAUCGUUUUCCGGAGUCGUCAAACACGCCGAAGAUAGAUAACAGAUAUCUCAUCUUCCUGGUUCGGUGCAGAAAGUUAUGGGCCGUCUAAAAUUCUUUUCAAGUAAUUGCCAACUCCCUUAGGGGUCCCUUCCUUGUUUGCAAUACCAGAGAGUUGUAAGGAACUGUAUGUAAUGGUCCAGAAAGGGAUCAAAAAAUGGGCCCUUACUGACCAGAAGUGCUCGGCUAAGGGAUGGUCGAACGAGCGGGUGCAAUUGGUGAUUCGCAUGCUAAACUACCCUAAUUUUGUUGUGUCAGGGUCUGUAACAAUUCAUGUCGUCUCCGUUGACUUUCAGACAUAUGUGGCAUAAACACUGAGCUAAGAGGGCUCUCGGGUUUUAUAACGAGUCCUAACUUUCCCAGUAAUUAUGACGCUAACGAAGUAUGCUUAUGGACAAUUGUUGCUCCUCCUGGGUACCGAGUGCAGUUUUCUAUUCAUUUUCUUGGCAUUGAAGAUCACCGAUAUUCUCGCCCAGGAAGUUGUGGCGAUGACAGCAUUUCUGUCAGCGAGUAUCGUGGGAACUCCACCAAAGACAUCAGCACAUUCUGUGGCUGUAAGAGCUUAUUUUCAUUUGUUUCCCAAGAGGAGAAAAUGUUUUUGACAUUCAGGAGUUAUAAGAGGAACAACUGGCCGGGUUUUUAUGCCAGCUACAAAGCUUUAGGUAUGUAGUUUACGGAGAGAUGUACCUGAACUAGCUCCUUUUUAUCCACAAUUUUGACAGCGUGUUUGAAACUCUUGUAAAGUUCCAUAAAUUGCAAUUCAUGACACAGAAUGCGGAAAAAAAAAUGCAUGUCAAACAAAUUGUUGUGAUGGAAGGCUUAAAAAAAAAAAAAACCUUCAAUGGCGUUGCUCACUACAUUUUGGCGGGAAAAGGGUUGCCCUACAGGAUAGGAAGGCUACACGUGAUACUUUCGGCUAUUCAACGGUUCUCCUGUAAUCGGAUUGGCUGCUUUAUCAUUCCACGGGGAAAUUACUGUAUCUCCUACUCAUGAGCAUAAAAGCACCAGUAGGCAACCACAGAUGAAAUAGGCUGUCUGCCAUUUGGUAUUUUAACUCCUUAAAAAACCAAAUUGACUCUUUUCUUUGUUCUAACGCCUUCAGAUAAGGCACAAUAUUCUCCAUUUCCGCAAAGGAGACUCAUUUUUUCUCCCCUUGUCUAGUAUUGUUUUUUAUAAUUACCUGUUGCUCUUUAUUCUAUUUUGAAAAGGUAUUUCAAAGCCUCCUUUCGUUCCUCACGCAAGGACAUUGCUCAUGAUAACGAAUAACUCUCAAUGAACUGCAGUCAUUUCGCCAACGAAUAGUUUUGCUUCUCUUUCUUUGGCGAAGAGACCUAAAACGUUAGCGAACUAGUUGUUAGUUAGACGACCACAAUUUCUCUCAGUCAAUCAUUUAAAUAUAUUUUUUAAAUUCCCUCCAGCUCCUGAAGAUUGUCCUCCAGGUGAACUGGACUGCCCCCGAAAGGACGUUGAGCAGAUUGCUUUCAAUGCUCAAGGUCAGGUGUGCACAAUAAUACCAAGUGAGUGUCUUCCUGCUAACAUUUGAUAUUUUCGUUACAUUUCGAAUUCGUUCUCUCGGUGAACAUUCAUGAAGCAAUCUGGACCGUUCUACCAUUUCAAAUAUGGCUUUUCUUUCCAUUAUAAUUUCAUGUACCUUGAGGAAAAAAGCGAAUGAGAUACAAAGCCAGUCCCCCGGAAAACCUUUACUACUAGUCAUUCAAACCAUCCGGAAAUUUUUCGCAACGUUAAACCUAAUAAUUUGGGUCAGAAAUCAAUAUCGUUUCUUUACCAACUACAUUUUUCUUUUUUCGGUCACUGGCCUCUUGAUUAUUUUAACUGUUUUUACAGGUGACUAUUUAUGUAGUUUAAAAUGGUGCCAUCAACAAAUGCAUUUACAAUUUCUUUAUCUCUCGUUUCCUCUUCUCUCGCAUCAACCUCUCCCAAGAAAACAAGAGCUCUCAAGUGGAUGUAAAAAGGCCAUCAUCAGCCAUAACGAGUUCUUCAUCAAGGUCAUCUGGGCUACCUUCAUCCAGAGCAACUUCGAAAUAUAGAACUUCUUCCAAAAAAACACAGGAGAAUAUCUACUCGUCCCCUCUUUCGCCCAGCUUUACUUUAUCGACAAGUCAGCCGACUGUGCAUAUAGUAGUAACAUCCCCCUUUUUGCUCAGAUCAAUGAAAAGCGAACACAUCACCAUUUCUGACAGCCUUUCAAGUUAUUCGAUGCUUACUUCCAUUCAAGCUGCCGUGUCUCCCAAUAGGUCAGAAACCGCGUUUGGAAAGACAGUUGAUGGUGAUGAUAUACGUCCCAUUGGCCAAUUAAAAAAUUCAAGGCAUUUUUCGUUGUCUGUCAGUGACGUUGAGACAAGUCCUUUUAUAACGUCAUCCCGUGGAACAGAGGUUGUUGCAUCGUCAGGCUUAUAUCAGAGCAAGUCUAAAACUGGUGAGACCCAGAGUGACCAUAUCACACCGAGUAAAACAAGUGACUCGGCAGCAUUUCGCUCAUCAGAAACCACUCUAAAACAGCCAAGUACCCGAGACCCACCCCUUACAAUAACGGAAAACCCUUUAAGAGGUAAGGGGACUAUAAAUUCUAUAGUUAUGAGAAAAUUUGAUACAACCUGUAUUUAUAAUUGUGGCAUUCUCUUUCUCUGUGUAUUACCUUAGUGGACAUGACCUCCAUGCAAACCAUUAAUUACUUGCAAACGAGCUUGACGGAUGGAACCUGGAUCGAUUAGCUUUUGUCAGAGGUCUGGUCGUUCCUUACGUGAGAAAGAUACUGUGUACUAAGUAUGCUAUGUAACAAUGUUUCGACUGCAUAGUACCAGUGAUCGCCUCGUCAAGACUCGCUUUUUACAAUAGAAACGUCGAGAUACAUAUUAUUAGAGACCAUUUCGUAAGAAAACACGAUUACACCUCAUAUCUAAGUUUAUUUACCACGAUGGCUUACUGCAAGAUCUUACUCGAUAGGAGAAAUACUCUUUCCCGAAUGAAACUUGUUGGCUCGGUGACAUUGAGGGAAAAACGGGAAAGUGGUAGUUGAGCAUGUCAGAGGAGAAGUUGCUCAUUACAGCCAGUUCAAGUUUUGCUACAUCAUAGAAAUAAACAUUGACAUGACUGGGAACCAGACAACUUAUAAGCCCAAAUUCCUGGAUUUUAACUUGCUCUAAAGAUAGCUCUAAAUCGUUUAUAUCGUUUCCUGCAACGAGCCUCGCUCCUUAAGAUAUUAUCUUACCACUGGCUUUUCUUAAUUUUUUGAAAAUCGUUUUAAUCGCACAGGCUUGGCAGUAAAAUGUUCUCAGAUCGGCAUGGAGGUGACCAUAUCAAGAAUUCUGCUACCAUAUCUUGACAUAAAUUCGGUCCAUUUAGACGAUCCCUCAUGCAAGGUAUCUUUCGUUAAUAACACAUUUGCUGUAUUGAGUGCUCCGCUGGAAGAAUGUGGAACCCAGAAUAGUGAAUCAUCACACUACAUAAUCUAUCAGAAUACUAUGACAGGAGAUGAAAAGUCUUCUAAUACAAACACUACUAUUACAAGGGAUGGAAAAGUUAAAUUUGAGUUCCAAUGUUCGUUUAGAAAGCUUCAAGUCCUGUCCAUUGUUUCGUACUCAACAAGUCGAAAGGUCAUCCACGUUAAAGAUGGUAAGUGUAUAUAAUCCAUAACUUUGUUUUAAACCCAAAACGUUUUAAUUAAGAAACUGCAUAGGGGUUUGGUUAUAAUUUAUCGCCUGAGGGGCUUGGAAGAUUCUUUAAAUUUACCUAAUACCCUCCUAAGGUUCUGUAGUGCUCUAAUGAUCCCUUCACUGGCAGUAAAUGUUCAACAGUCCUCCCUUUAUACCCUGUUAGCGAUUACUGAUCCCUCCCCUCCCCCUUUCCCAUUGAAAACCACGUGAUCCUCCCAGUAUUAUAAUGACCGGUCGCCUAGCAUAUAGUACUAAUCAGUAUAAUAUUACUAUACUUGGCCUCUUAUGGCACUUUUAGCUAUGAUGGAUUGGGAUCUAAGAGGUGGCCAUUCGCGUCACCUUUUUUGAUUUGCCUACGCGAGAAAUGAAUAGUCUGGCAAAACCCAGAUUAAAUUGGCAAUUUACUCCGAUAUAGGUGACGGUGUUGGUAACUUCACCUUUGAAAUGAAUAUGUUUGAAGAUUCGAAGUACAACAUAGAGGUCAAGCAGUACCCCUUGGUCGUGUAUCCUGGCCAACCGAUGUACUUGCAGGUCAAUGUCCAAGCUCUUGAUCGAAACCUUUUAACUUUCUUGGAAGAAUGCUGGGUCACACCAUCGACAGAUCCUCGUGACAAAACCAGGCAUACGAUUAUCCAACACGGGUAUGUGUUUUGCUUGUAGACCUGAGAAAUAAUAAGGAAACAAUACGAGUAAACUAAUUUAAUCGAGAACGGAGGAUUUUUAUUGUAUCGUAGUUUUUAUGGAAAAUGAGCUAGUAAAAAUCUUAUAAUGGAUAAAGUCAAGAUCUAAUGUCCAAUCCCCGAAAGGGAAAUAGCAUGUAGAAAUGGAAAAAACUAGAUGGAAAAAAAUCAGCAACAACGUUUGGUAAUGUCUCUACAGACCCUAUGAAAAAAUCAAGCUAAACACAGUUCACUUUCGAUAUUCUGUCAACUUUUAUUUUCAAUUUCAGCUGUUCCCGUGAUUCUACAUUGCAGUACGAUUACAAAAAAUCUCCUAUACAAAAUUUCACCUUCAAAGCAUUUCAAUUCCGCGAAGUCCCCUCUGAGAGACUUUACGUGCAUUGUCAAGUGGUGACUUGCAGAGAGUCGGACACAGGUUCGGUCUGUGAUAGAGGAUGCAUAAAGAACGGAAGACGUAGGAGAGAAAACAGAGCUUUCAUCAUGGACAAAGAGGUGUUUUUAUCACUGGGGCCUGUUAGUCGUCAGAAACAAGACAAAGGUGAGUAUAGGGGCAGUAGUUUACAUGACACCAUGGAGCCAUAAGGUAGCUUGCAUUGUCGUGUCCCAUUUCAAGAGCAUUUUUUACUUUUUGGAUGAUCUUAUUGAGCCUUUCAUAGCCAUCCGCCAGUUAUAGACUAAACAGGUUGAUUUUUUUUAGUUACUCCAAACCCCCUCGUAGCCUGCAAAGCUCUCGGAUUUCUGUGGGCCUUCCUUGAGGUGUUAGGCGGGGAUACCUAAAGGGGUUCUUAACGGUAGACAAAAAAAUACUUUCCUAAACCGCUUCCAUUGUCUUUCAAUUUCAAGCCUUUCAUCGCUGAUUAAAUUCCCUUCCCUUUUCUUUUCAAACCAACAGCGUCAGAGCACCACGAUCUCCUCGUUUAUGUUAAGGCCCUGGCUUGGAUUUUUGGAACUUUAGCCGUAAUUCUUGCUACUGCAAUGAUAAUUUUGAUCCUUAAAAGAAGAAAGCGUAACGAAGACAAAAACAACGCCCAGAUCCUAUUUGCUCUCAGAAAGAACGGUGCACAGGAAGGAGAGGAAAAGCGCGCACUCAGAACAUCCCAACAGGAUACAGGAACUUGAAUUUGAAACUUCUUAAGAUGAUUAACAAUUUUAUAUGACCAAGGUCAUAUUUAAAAGCUCAAAAUUUAGACCAGGGCCGCGGUUUUUUCCCGAAAAGGAUGAAACUGGACGUUGCAUUGUUUUGAGCUCAGAGGAUCAGAGAGACAAAGCUUUUAAAGCUUUCGUCACAUAUCGGUCGGGUUAUUGUUGGUCAGCAGACUUUUCGUUGGCAACCAAUUUAUUUAGUGUUUAAGAGUUAAAAACCUUUUUAUUCAAGAUGAACGAAUUCGGCAUUUAAACAAAAAGCUUGUAAAAUUGUAGUAAGUAUCAGCUAAUUCAGUUCUAAUCUUUUAAGGAAUAGAAUGACUUUAAACGAAGACUCAAUAAUAGUCUCAUACAGUCUUACAAAAUGAUGCAAUACCUAUUAGGUCGUCAAGUUAUGAAUAAAACUUUAUAGAUCGUAAACAAGCAAUAAUCUAUCGCUUUCCUAGAUCUUUACUCUGAAUACACGAUGACGACUGACCUGCGUGGAGUGCAUUCUGAUCAGAAAUUAUGUGUGAUUUGAAAUCACAAGUAUGAUUUCAGACCCAUAUAUCACGACGUGAGGUUAAAACGCCACUUUACCUCUUCCAUUUUGAAAUCGCAAUAUCCAAUCUCUCUAAUAAAGGAUUUUUAGUGUUUUUUAUUGAUUCAGCACUGAGCUGGUGUGUAAAAAGUUACCAAGGUCGUCUUUCGUUUUUCUACAAUCUGAUUGGUUUCUUUAAUCAAGUCUUCAAAUCUGAUUGGUUGAUGCGUUUAAGUAAAACUUUCUCAUUGGCUGGAAAAAGAUGCGAUUUGAAGCAAAAAGUGGUGUGAUUCCGAAUUUAUCGAACUAAUGGCGCAUUUUCGCAAAUUUGACAAAAAAUAUCCUGCUGUACCCUGCCCGUUAGUCACUAAAAGUUACUGAACCUACUGCUGAAUAUUUCUCCACACUUUUUAUGCUGACAUUUGCGAGAAAGAACUGCCAAGAAAUUGGUCACAAGUAAUCACCGUGAAAAUUCCUAAGAAGAUAACCUAAGAAACUAAAGUACUUUGGGAGAGGUCUUAAAAUUCUUCAGUUUUCUGCAUGGCAUGGCGAUUGGGACGAGAAUGAGCCAAAUAUUUUUUUUCCACAGCGAGAAAAACUCUAACAAAUCAUAACUCAUGGUCAAUGUAUUUUGAAAGUUCAUUAAUUUUAUUCCACAGGCGAUCGAAUUGUGUAUACAAAUCAUGAUGAAGGAAAAUUUCAUAUCAUUUUAAUUAUUAUUUUCAGUGGAUGAUCCACUUCACAAAUUCAUCUGUUAUCGAUCGCCUACUAUAUUAUAAUUGGUAGCAAUGAUAACUAAGUCUAGUACAUUUCGGUAAAAUCUAACCGACAGAAAAACACUACAAUCCCAAAAACUAAACUACUUUAUGAAACAGCGAGUAAUGUUCUUAACAAGGAUCGACUCCUUAAAGCAGUACAAUACUUGUCGUAAAUAAACUUAAUCAAGCCCACUACAGUCUAUAUCCUAGCUCACCACUGACACAAUCUCACUGCUGUCUCUAAAGUUCCUUGAAGUGAGCUAUCUUCCGCUUGAGCUAGCUUUCAAAACAGUCGUCGCUCCAACAACAACAACAACCAC
Pocillopora meandrina is the source of this 32634-nucleotide messenger RNA. NCBI's taxonomy places the organism in Eukaryota, Metazoa, Cnidaria, Anthozoa, Scleractinia, Pocilloporidae. The record is from the annotation of a GenBank genome assembly.